AUGAAGCCUUGCGACCGACGUAAAGCCGGUGGGAUCGGCGCGCCUCUUGUCAGCGGCGGAAACCUCGCCGAAAAUCUGCUCAAGGAAAAUCACUCUCCACAACUCCCUCAGUUCAUGUUGAGGCUCUUGGGGCCCGCGACCGCGAACACUGCAACCUCAUCUCGCAGAGUUGUCUUGGCACUCACCUUGACGGGGCACUGGAAUAUUCUCCAGACACGCUGCGCCCUGAAACCAAGCAGCCGGGACGCGCCUGAAAUGCGCCCUUCGUCAUCUGUUUGGUGCGAAUUCUCCCCAUCCAGAACCUGCAAUGCCAUCCGCAAUAUCUCUCAGGAGAUGAGUCCGGCAGUCCCGGUUGACGAGACCGACCGGCGAAUACCUCCGUAUGGUGCGAGUAACCCGGUGGGAGUGAUGAUUGUGGACGAUGCCAAGAAAUCACCAUGGGAAUUAGGGGGGCUAUAUCAGAUGCGUAUAAAGAGUAGCAUGACGCUCUGGCAUCACUGA
Colletotrichum aenigma is the source of this 501-nucleotide messenger RNA. RefSeq lists its product as uncharacterized. The transcript has 2 exons. The record is from RefSeq and is a predicted model, not a curated record. Lineage: Eukaryota; Fungi; Ascomycota; Sordariomycetes; Glomerellales; Glomerellaceae. Bases 1 to 501 code for a protein of 166 amino acids.